This is a messenger RNA of Orcinus orca (killer whale), 1094 nucleotides long. RefSeq names its product epsin-1-like. The record is from RefSeq and is a predicted model, not a curated record. Gene Ontology annotation, biological process: endocytosis. Gene Ontology annotation, molecular function: clathrin binding; phospholipid binding. NCBI's taxonomy places the organism in Eukaryota, Metazoa, Chordata, Mammalia, Artiodactyla, Delphinidae. Gene Ontology annotation, cellular component: plasma membrane; endosome; clathrin vesicle coat. The transcript has a single exon. Bases 119 to 934 code for a protein of 271 amino acids.
CAACCGGGCUGCUCCGGAGAUGCGGUGACCUGCCAGUCCCUGCCGUGGCCUCCCUCCUCCCGCCACCCCGUCUCUGCACGCCCCGGGGGGCCAGCCCCCCUCCCCACCGCCAGCCACCAUGUCGACCUCCUCACUGCGGCGCCAGAUGAAGAACAUCGUCCACAACUACUCGGAGGCUGAGAUCAAGGUUCGGGAGGCCACGAGCAACGACCCCUGGGGCCCGUCCAGCUCUCUCAUGUCUGAGAUUGCCGACCUCACCUACAAUGUCGUCGCCUUCUCGGAGAUCAUGAGCAUGAUCUGGAAGCGGCUCAACGACCACGGCAAGAACUGGCUGCACGUCUACAAGGCCAUGACGCUGAUGGAGUACCUCAUCAAGACGGGCUCGGAGUGCGUGUCAGAGCAGUGCAAGGAGAACAUGUAUGCCGUGCAGACGCUGAAGGACUUCCAGUACGUGGACCGCGACGGCAAGGACCAGGGUGUGAACGUGCGCGAGAAGGCCAAGCAGCUGGUGGCCCUGCUGCGCCACGAGGACUUGCUGCGGGAGGAGCGUGCCCACGCGCUCAAGACCAAGGAGAAGCUGGCGCAGACCACCACGGCCUCCUCCGCAGCCGUGGGCUCUGGGCCCCCGCCCGAGGCAGAGCAGGCCUGGCCGCAGAGCAGCAGGGAGGAGGAGCUGCAGCUCCAGCUGGCCCUGGCCAUGAGCAAGGAGGAGGCCCACCAGCCCCCGUCCUGCGGCCCUGAGCAUGACGUCCAGCUGGCCCUUAGUUUGAGCCGUGAGGAGCACGAAAAGGAGGAGCGGAUCCCCCGUGGGGACGACCUGCGGCUGCAGAUGGCCAUAGAGGAGAGCGAGAGGGAGACCGUGGGCCAGGAGGAGGGGAGCUGGAGCUGCUCGCCGGAGAGGUACCCGCUCGCAGUCCCGGUGCCUUUGACAUGAGCGGGGUCGGGGGCUCUCUGGCCGAGGCUGUGGGGAGCCCCCCCGCCUGCAGCCGCCCCGACGCCCACGCCGCCCACGCGGAAGAUCCCUGAGUCGUUCCUGGGGCCCAGUGCCGCCCUGGUGGACCUGGACUCGCUGGUGAGCCGGCCAGGCCCCACGC